AUGCAACAUGUUUUCGAGCGCCUGCCAGAUGCAGAGGUGACACUCAGCUAUCUGCAGAUUUACCAGGAGCGGUGCUACGACCUUCUGCAACCUGCAACCCUAGCAAAGCCACUUCGCAUCCGGGAGGAGACAUCAAAGUCCAAGUCUGGGCAGGCAGCUGUUUACGUAGAAGGCUUGACAGAGGUCGCAGUGGUGAACUUGGAAGACUGCUUGUACCAGCUGAUUUCUGGCUUUUCGAACGUGGCCUUCCGGUCUACAAAUUACAACGAGCAGUCUUCCAGAGCCCACUGCGUGCUCACAAUGACUAUCCGCCAGCGCCUCACUGUGAACAAUAAGGCUGUAAUUCGGGAAUGCAAGGUCCGACUGGUGGACCUAGCCGGGAAUGAGCGUUGGGUGACUGCGGGUCCAACUCCUUCACCUCAACACGCGCGUGAGCUGGCUACCAUUAACAAGUCGCUACACACGUUGGGAAAUUGCAUGCAGGUUCUGUCCCAGCCAAAUCCACUGAAGCGGGACACACGUCAUGUGCCAUACAGAAACUCGACGCUGACAUUGCUUCUUCGCGACGGUUUGGCAGGAAAUAGCUACACGUUAAUGGUUUGCACGAUCUGCUGCUCUCUGCUCUACCAAAUGCAGACACUCUGCACCCUUCGCUUCGCUGAUAGGGUGAAGCGUGUGCAGAUGAAGGCCACCAUUUGCGAAACAUUGGAUGCAAAGGAGGCAAAGUCUCAGAUGCAGGCUGAAAUGGAAUAUCUCCGAGCUGUUGUCACAACGGGUGCCGAUGGUCGGGCUUUGGAUGAGCUCAAGUUGCGGAUUUCGCAGCUCCAGGACGCGUGCAGUGGCCUGGAAGGCGAAAACCGUUCCCUGCGGGAGCAGAUUGCUGAACUGGAGAAGCAGAACCUGGGGAAGUCGAGCUUCACUUCAGCUGGAACUGGAAAGGCAACGCGGGUCCUUCGGCGAGUUUGCAGCGAACCCAACCUGCCCGGGCCAGAUCCCUGGUUUCAGCUAGAGGACGCAAUCGAGGACAUCCAAGCAGUUUGCCACAGGAGCCACUCCAACAUGGGGAGGCAGCGACCUGCUGGAACCUGUCCGAAGGGGCAUGAACUAGUGGAUUUGGGAAGCAGCCUAGAGCCAACGCCUGCAGCUGCACAGGUCGAAUACAUUGAGUGGCACUGCGAUUCCGCAGGCUGCUACGGAAGCUCUAGGGCUCCGGAGCUUGGCCGGUUUCACUGCAGCUUGUGCCAGCAUGAUUUAUGCCAAACUUGCUACAACCAGCUUGUAGGCCACAAGCCGCAGAGGGCGCGGCGGACCUCAUUUACAGUACAUGUAAGCGCAGAUGCAGCCACCAGGCGCACGAGCCUUCAGAACCUCACUUGGGCAGAUGAGACGCCUGCAGUGCCUGCAAGGAAAGCCGAGACCUCGGCGAGGCGAGAUCAGGCAAGGGAAUCCCCAAUGUGGGCACCCAGCAACAAGCAGCAAUCACUGGAUCGCAUGGAGGAAUCCUCCAGAACAGCAACCCGCAAGUUGCCUCGGGGUCGAAGUCCCCGAAAGCCUCCUGCAGGGCCUGCUCAGACACCCCGUGGACCGGUUGAGACCUCCAACACAUCCUUUGGUUCAGCGUCCACGGCUUCUACGACGCCGGAACCCCUAAGGAAGAGAAUGCAGGCAGAACUGCAAAGGAGGAGUUAUGCACCUGUGCGGGGCAAGCGAGCUGGCUCAUCUCUUCCUCCGCUGUCUGCAGCAUUGCAGACGCUCAAAGUUCAAGAGGCUUCACCGCCUGCCACAGACGCACAAGCUUAUGAUUUCGGUGAACAGCAAAAAGUGGGUUUGCUUCCCAGCAUAGGGCAGGAAACGCCACGGGUUGAGGCACAGCUGAACAGCAAGUUGCAAGGGAGUCCUCGUUUGCUGGGCCGAGGCCAUUCACAACCACCCAAUAAGCCGCCUCCGCGUGGAGUUGGAGGGGUCGAGGCUCCAAAAUCUGCACGUCGACCCAUGCCUGCAGCCAUGGCAGCAGCUGCAGUGAGCCUCAUGCCAGAAGUCACAGACAUGAGGGCCUUGUUAGGAGACCUGGAUGCGAAGCAUGCAGGGUCUGGCACCUGA
Messenger RNA from Symbiodinium pilosum, 2100 nucleotides. The record is from the annotation of a GenBank genome assembly. NCBI's taxonomy places the organism in Eukaryota, Dinophyceae, Suessiales, Symbiodiniaceae.